This is a messenger RNA of Apus apus (common swift), 831 nucleotides long. RefSeq names its product GADD45G interacting protein 1 (gene GADD45GIP1). Lineage: Eukaryota; Metazoa; Chordata; Aves; Apodiformes; Apodidae. Gene Ontology annotation, cellular component: nucleus. The record is from RefSeq and is a predicted model, not a curated record.
CACCUCCCGCCAGGCUUCCGCCCGCGCCUUCCGCCACUUCCGCCUCCGUUGCUUCCGUUGCCCGCACAAGAUGGCGGCGCCCUUGCGGCCGGCGCUGGCCGCGGCGCUGGGCCGGGCCCGGGUCUCAGCUCCGGUCACGGCCCCGGCGCGGCUCUACCGGGCAGCCCCGCUGCGGCGGCGAGCGGGCCCGGCCCCGGCGGACCCCGAGGACCUUCGGGCGGCGGCGCGGCGCUUCGGGCGGCUCGGGGACGCGUCGGGCGUGCCGGUCUGGCAGCUGUGGCCGGGGCCCGAUCGGCUGCGGCAGCUGGAGGAGGAGGAGCGGGAGUGGGACCCGCCGCUGCGGGAGGUGGAGGCGGAGCUGGACCGGCGGGAGCGGGAGGAGGCCCGGCGGCGGGAGGAGAGGCAGCAGCGGGUGGCCCGCAGCCUGGCGGCCAUGCCGGCGCGGAUCCAGGCCUGGCGGCAGGAGCGGGAGCGGGCGCGGGAGAAGGCGCGGCAGGACGCGGCGCGGCGGCAGCGGCUGCUGGCUGAGGCGGGGCUGGGGGGGCCCCCCCGCCCCGGACCCCCCCCCCGCGGCGGCCCCCGGGCCCAGGAGCUGCUGCAGGACUUGGAGAAGCAGCAGCGGCGGGAGGAGAAGAAGCGGCGGCGGCAGGAGCGGGACGAGGCCCUUCGAAGCGCUUUGGCCGCUGCCGAAGCUGCUGCUGCCGCCCGGGCCCCCCCAGGGGCCCCCCCGGAGGUCCCCCCCGAGAGCCCCUCCUCCUGAGCCCCCUCCCCCAAUCUCAAAACACACCCACACCACCCCGCAAUGGGUUUAAAAUUCUGCAUUUAAUCUUU